Xyrauchen texanus (razorback sucker) is the source of this 1518-nucleotide messenger RNA. RefSeq lists its product as uncharacterized. The record is from RefSeq and is a predicted model, not a curated record. Bases 1 to 1518 code for a protein of 505 amino acids. The transcript has 2 exons. Lineage: Eukaryota; Metazoa; Chordata; Actinopteri; Cypriniformes; Catostomidae.
AUGCGUGCGUUUUACCUGCAGAGGUGUUUCAGUAUGCAUGCAUGCGUGCGUGUGUGUGCUUUACCUGCACAGAUGUUUAAGUGCGCAUGCGUGUGUGUUUUACCUGCACAGGUGUUUGAGUGUACGUGCAUGCUUUACCUGCACAGAUGUUUAUGUGUGCAUGCGUGCGUUUUUUACUUGCACAGGUGUUUCAGUAUGCAUGCAUGUGUGCAUGUGUGUUUUACCUGCACAGGUGUUUCAGUAUGCAUGCGUGUGUGUUUUACCUGCACGGGUGUUUUAGUAUGCAUGCGUGUGUGUGUUUUACCUGCACAGGUGUUUCAGUAUGCAUGCGUGUGUGUGUUUUACCUGCACAGGUGUUUCAGUAUGCAUGCGUGUGUGUGUGUUUUACCUGCACAGGUGUUUCAGUAUGCAUGCGUGUGUGUGUGUGUUUUACCUGCACAGGUGUUUCAGUAUGCAUGCGUGUGUGUGUGUGUUUUACCUGCACAGGUGUUUCAGUAUGCAUGCGUGUGUGUGUUUUACCUGCACAGGUGUUUCAGUAUGCAUGCGUGUGUGUGUUUUACCUGCACAGGUGUUUCAGUAUGCAUGCGUAUGUGUGUUUUACCUGCACAGGCGUUUCAGUAUGCAUGCGUGCGUUUUUUACUUGCACAGGUGUUUCAGUAUCCAUGCAUGUGUGCGUGUGUGUGUGUUCUACCUGCACAGGUGUUUCAAUAUGCAUGCAUGUGUGUUUUACCUGCACAGGUGUUUCAAUAUGCAUGCGUGUGUGUUUCAGAAUUUCAGCAUUGCUUGCAGCUGGAGUUGGCAUCAUCCCCCACUCCUCUGGAUGUCGAGGGGAAAUGGACGAGGUUUAGGACUGUGGCUCAUGUAACUGCAAUGGCAGUUUUGGGCACACGGUCCAGACCUCCUCAGAAACCCUGGCUGAUGGAGGAGGUGUUCAGGCUGGCUGAGAAAAAGCAACAGGCCCACUCUCAUCGUCUACAGCAUCCCACGUCAGAGAAUGAGGAGGCUUACCGCAGCCUUCGCUCAGAGGUUUGGAGAGCCGUGAGGCGCUGCAAGGAUGGUUGGUGGUCGCGGGUUGCUGAGGAGAUGGAGUCUGCCUCAGUGGCCCACGUUCACAAAUCGCUCUUUAAUUCCAUCAAAAAAGUUACUUGCAGCGCCACACCUAUUACCAUCAUUAGGGGAAAGAAUGGUGAUCCAAUCUCCGACCCCCAGAAACAGGUUUGCAGAUUUGCUGAGCAUUUCUGUGAGGUCCUGGGGGAGGGGAAGUCCCUGAGCCUGGAAAACAUUGUGGGACAAAGUGGGGAUGACCCUGCUGGGGCUGCGGUGCCACAAAUAUUAGAGGAAGAAGUCGCUCGCUGUGGGUGGCUGGCUGAGGUGCCAUCUUUGGAGGAAGUACUGAAGGCGAUCCAGAGCCUGAGACUAGGAAAGGCACCGGGCAGAGAUGAUCUCCCCAGUGAAAUGCUGAGGGAGGGCGGUGUUUGUGCACAGACUGCCCUACAUGACAUCAUAACAACAGUCUAG